This is a messenger RNA of Carassius auratus (goldfish), 2009 nucleotides long. RefSeq names its product RNA-binding protein 42-like. The transcript is spliced from 10 exons. The coding region runs from base 493 to 1692 and encodes 399 amino acids. Gene Ontology annotation, molecular function: mRNA binding. The record is from RefSeq and is a predicted model, not a curated record. Lineage: Eukaryota; Metazoa; Chordata; Actinopteri; Cypriniformes; Cyprinidae.
AUUUCCUCCGCGACUGCAGGAGCGGUAACGUCGAUGAAAACAAACGGUCCAUUUUUAUUCACCUGUCUUUUUAUUUUUUUCCCGCAUAUUUGCUUGAAUUUCUUCAUCAGGGCAGAUUUCAUGGCGACUAUGUAUUUAGUUAAAGCGGGGCUGUAGAUAGAGUUUAAUUCAGCCUGGAGCUUUAAAACAGAAUCAUGUGGCAUCUGAACAUAAUUUCUCGAUCAUUUACAAAUAAGUUAUCGAUUUUUAUUUUAUUUUUUAUUGCACUCGAAAGAAUAAGUAAUCGUUUCAAACAGUGUUUAUUUCUUUAAACUUGACAGUUGUGGACAGUUUACCACAGGUUUCUGUACUUGUUUACCUUAUUUGAAGUGCAUGGGUUUGCUUUUUAAUCGUCAUCGGAGUGUACAGCUUGUUUGGCAAUAAGACGUGCAGAUAAAUAUUAUUGUUAAUAUUUAUUAAUUACUGACUUAUUUGUUGCAGAUAACGCUCAGUAUGGCGUUAAAAUCUGGAGAGGAGCGCCUGAAGGAGAUGGAGGCAGAGAUGGCUCUGUUUGAGCAGGAGGUGUUGGGAGGACCUGUGGCACCUACAGUAGUUGAAGCUGUGCCAGUCGCUCUGGCAAUGCCCGCCGUACCCAUCAUCAGGCCCAUCAUUGGUACAAACACCUACAGAGAGGUCCAGCAGAGUUUGGAGGCAAGAGCUGCCACUUUUGUUGGUCCUCCACCUACAUUUGUUGCUAUGCCGGCAAUAGCGCCUCCUCCAAUGAUGCGUCCAGCAUUUGUCCCGCACGUCUUACAAAGACCAGUGGGUCAGAGAAUGCCAGUGAUGCGUGGUCCACCUCCUCAGAGCAUGAUAGCGCCUCCUCUUCCCAGACCUCCACCUCCUCCACCCAUGAUGAUGGCUCCUCCUAUGUCAGGACCCCCUCAGCCCCCCAUGGCUCCUGUUGGACCGCCCAUGGGACCCAUGCCGUUAGUUGGAAGCAUGAACCCUAUGACUUCAGCACCACCACGACCAAUGCCUCAAGACCCUCCAAAGAUCAGUCCCAGUGUUAUACAGGCGGCCCCCACUGUUUACACAGCUCCUCCUGCGCCUAAGAGAGCUGACCUCAAGAGCCAGAAACAAGCACGCAUAGAGGAGUUGUCAGCGUUGGUGGCAGAGCAGCAGGCCGCAGUCAUGGCAGCUGGGCUUCUGGAGUCAAAGAAGGAGUCGCUCACCGAUGACAGCGUGAUUGGGCCGAGCAAGCCGGAGCCUGAGCCUACACAUGUGGAGCCUGCUGAAACUAGCACAGAAGAUAAGAAGAAAGGAAAACAGGAAAAGGUGAAGAAAUGCAUCCGGGUAGCAGCUGGUGUCACAUGGGAGGACACCAGCCUGACAGAGUGGGAUUCAGAUGAUUUCCGGAUAUUUUGUGGAGAUUUGGGGAAUGAGGUGAAUGAUGACAUUCUUGCGAGAACGUUUAGCCGUUAUCCAUCCUUCCUGAAGGCGAAGGUUGUUCGUGAUAAACGCACUGGGAAAACAAAGGGUUAUGGCUUUGUGAGCUUUAAAGAUCCAAAUGAUUAUGUGCGUGCCAUGAGAGAAAUGAACGGGAGGUAUGUGGGCAGCAGACCCAUCAAACUGAGAAAGAGUUCAUGGAAGGAUCGUAAUCUGGAGGUCGUGCGCAAAAAACAGAAGGAGAAAAAGAAGUUGGGACUGAGAUAAUCCAUCUGUACUGAAACCGUGUACUUGAUUUGUUUGUUUGUGUGUGUGUGUCACCCAGGACCUGUAUAAUGGAGUAGGAAUCACUCACACUUCUGCAAUAGUUGCAAAUAAACAAACGGAAGCUUCUUAAAUGCCCCCUAUUACUAUUAAAUCUACAUAUAUUUCCAUGGGUAGUAUUACACACUGACCUCUCCCUCUCUUAGCAUGCUGAAAAAUCAUGCAAAUUCUUUCACUUGUCGAAAAAUGUUUCCAUGUAUAAAGUGUGUUAAUGAAACUGGUUUGGGUGUUGAUAAUAUCGGUUUCAAUUAUUUAUAUUU